UUUUUUUUGCAAAUAAAAUGUUUGCCCCAAGCACUUUUUAAUUGUUUAAAAGCCCAAGCCACAACGUGUGUGGGACGUGCAAUAAAUACUAUAUUUAAUGGUACAGUACCUGCCAAGUGAACGACUGCAACCCAAGCAAUAAUAACCCACACGAAAUAACAGUUACGCGCCGCAGAAUCCGCUUCCAGACAGAUUUUCCACACCCCACCAUACCCACCGCUGGCGAACCGAACCCUUUCGAUUCGAUCUGUCGUCGUGUGCAGUUUGUGUAGGAAUUACAACAUGAACUAAGUUAAAUUAAAGAUGUAAUAAGUGUAAUAUGUAAUCUGGCUGCGGCACAGAAACCGACCGACGCACAGAGACACGCAAAGCAAUAACCACCACAAGUGUGCUGCCACAUAUUCUUCCCUCCCCGCCACACAUAGGCAGUGGCCGUGGCCACACCUGCACCUGCACCAGCACCAGCACCCUAGGAUCCUCAACCCACCCACCCCCCACCAUCCAACGAACCCUCCCUUUCUAGCGUCUAGCCCCCACGUUUUGGCCUGGCGACGGAAGAAAUCAGGACAUGCAAAGAGCAUUCCAAUCCGCAGUGUGGCCUACGUUAUCUCUUUAAGAUGUCACUGGCCGUGUCGCUGCGCCGUGCUCUGCUGGUGCUCCUCUCGGGCGCCAUCUUCAUCCUCACCGUGCUGUACUGGAACCAGGGAGUCAGCAAGACACAGACCUACGAGGCGUUGGAACGCCCCCGCAGCCACAAGGACGUCACUGCCUUUCCCAUACCCGUGGAGAAGUUUUGGACAUACAAAUGCGAGAAUGACAGAUGCAUGCGGGUGAGCUAUCAUCCCGGGAAGCCCGGCAAGCGUGUCUCCUUCAUCACCUGCUCCAUGAGUUGCGGAUACGUCAACAUCUGGCCGGCACCGACCAUUAAAUCGCUGGUCAGCGCGCACACAACCAGCUUCUCCAUGGAGAUUGUCCAACUGGAAAUGGACACGCCGCAUCGAGAGGUGCGCAAGCAGCUGCAGCUGGCCUUUGACUGGUUCCUCAAGGAUCUGCGCCAGAUGCAAAGACUGGACUACGCUGCCAGUUCGUCUGAGACGGACGAAAGUGAAUCCUCAUCGUGGUCAGCGAAGAACGAUGUGGUGGGUGCUGCCACAUCUGGUGAGAAACGACCAGGUGUUCUGGAGAGCCUGCUGGUGAAGAUCAGCGUGCAAAAGUCCGGAGAUGUGAGCUUCGACCUGGACAACGACGAAACCUAUCAGCUGUCCACAAUCACGGAGGGCCAUCGCCUGCUGGUGGAGAUCACGGCAAACUCGUUCUUUGGGGCCCGCCACGGCCUGUCCACGCUGCAGCAGCUCAUCUGGUUCGAUGACGAGGAUCACCUGCUGCACACGUACGUCAACAGCAAGGUGAAGGACGCACCGAAGUUCCGCUAUCGCGGCCUGAUGCUCGACACCUCGCGCCACUUCUUCUCGGUGGAGGCAAUCAAGCGAACGAUCGUGGGAAUGGGUCUGUCCAAGCUGAACCGCUUCCACUGGCAUCUGACGGAUGCGCAGAGCUUUCCCUAUAUCUCGCGCAACUAUCCGGAGCUGGCCGAGCACGGGGCGUACUCGGAGAGCGAGACGUACACGGAGCAGGAUGUGCGCGAUGUGGCAGACUUUGCCCGGAUCCAUGGGGUGCAGGUGAUACCGGAGAUCGAUGCCCCCGCCCAUGCUGGCAAUGGCUGGGACUGGGGGCCCAAGCGGGGCAUGGGCGAGCUGGCCGUGUGCAUCAAUCAGCAGCCCUGGAGCUUCUACUGCGGAGAGCCACCGUGCGGGCAGCUGAAUCCGAAGAACAACCACACCUACCUCAUACUGCAGCGCCUCUACGAGGAGCUGCUGCAGGCGACGGGGCCCACGGACCUCUUUCAUCUGGGUGGCGAUGAGGUGAAUCUCGACUGCUGGGCCCAGUACUUCAACGACACGGAUCUGCGAGGCUUGUGGUGCGAUUUCAUGCUGCAGGCAAUGGCCAGGCUGAAGCUGGCCAACAAUGGAGUCGCCCCCAAGUAUUUGGCCGUCUGGUCGAGCGCCCUGACCAACACCAAGUGUCUUCCAAACAGUCAAUUCACGGUGCAGGUGUGGGGCGGCAGCACCUGGCAGGAGAACUACGACCUGCUAGACAAUGGCUACAACGUGAUCUUCUCGCACGUGGAUGCCUGGUACUUGGACUGCGGCUUCGGCAGCUGGAGGAGCACGGGCGAGGCCGCCUGCUCCCCCUAUCGCACCUGGCAGAACGUCUACAAGCACCGGCCCUGGGAGCGCAUGCGACUCGACAAGAAGCGGCGCAAGCAGGUAUUGGGCGGCGAGGCCUGCCUGUGGACGGAGCAGGUGGACGAGAAUCAGCUGGACAAUCGGCUGUGGCCCCGUGCCGCUGCCCUGGGCGAGCGCCUCUGGUCGGAUCCCAGCGACGAUCAUGAUCUGGAUAUUAUGGCCCCGGAGGUGUUUCGCCGCAUCUCGCUGUUCCGCACGCGCCUCGUCGAGCUGGGCAUCAAGGCGGAGGCCCUGUUCCCCAAAUAUUGUGCCCAGAAUCCGGGCGAAUGCAUUUGAUACUACCUUUAAGAAGAGUAAAACCCAAUCCAAACUCCCGAUCCCCCCCGAUCACUCGAUACUCCCGACAUGUGCGUUAGUUAGUUUAUAGUGUAAUUGUUAUUUUAUAUAUGAAAGGCAGAGGGAAGGCUACGAAACACCAAAGCUUCGCAGAAGUCUUGCGGUGCAGUUUGCGGAGUAGCAGGAAGCAGGAAGCGACUGUAUGAGAAAUGGUUUCUGGCAUCAACCAUGACAACUCGAAUUUCUUUUCGAUAGAAAACACACACCCCUAUACACUCAACACCCACACCCACACACACACACACACAUACUUAGUACAAUUCAAAUCGAAUUAUAGCGCACACAUUUAUAUAGACAGACAUAGAAUCGGAUACAGGCAGACACGGCCGAUAUAGGGAAUUAAGUUGAAGAUAACGAUUACCAUUAAGCGUUCAUAGUUUUUAAUUGUAGAUUUCAUACGCAUUAAUACACACACACACACACACACACAAACGCAAACACCCACAUACAGACAGACAUAGGCCUAAAUUGAACAGAUAUAUAGCCUUAUAUGUAGAGGAGUAUUAGAACCACAUGAAUGAAAAAUGAAAAAAAAACUAUUUUGAUAUUUUGAACAAGCUUUAUUCGCAGAACAUUAAUUAUAAUGUUUUAGUUGACAGCAAAAUGAUAUUUUCCCCCCUCCCCCACCACUUGUUUCUUUGUUUAUUUUCCAUUUAAUUUAGUUUGCUCCUUUUGUUUUACUCUUAAGUUUUAAUUAGAUUUAAAUUAGAUUUUCAGUGAUAUAAACAAUGUGACCUUAAGAAAAAAAAACUAAAAGAUACAUAACAAGCAAAAAGAAAAAUCAAACUAAAAACAAAAUGCUAAAACGCAAGAAACAUAGAAUUUAAAAAAAAAAAAGCAAAACAAAACUUAAACAUUAACAAUUAAUUGUUACGACAAACCUUUUUGCACGCAUUGGCACAUAAUUGAUAAACCUAGAGAAUUAGUAGCUAAUUUUAUAACGUAUACUAAAAUGGGUAAUUUGGAGGCACCUUCACAGUGUUUGUGUUUUGUGUUUUGUUUUGUUUUGUUUUCUUUACGCUAUUACUACAUUCGGAAUGAUUGAUGCACGUUAAAUUCCCCAUGUUAGCAACAUGUUUUCGUACUUAAGAUAGACUUUUGGCAUCGGCGCAUCAUGGCACUCGAAUGUGAAUCAUGAAACUACUUUAGUUUAACCUUACCUUUUGCUGUAACUUCAAGUCACGUUCGAAAAUAAACUAAAAGUCCAAGUAAA
Messenger RNA from Drosophila obscura, 3855 nucleotides. RefSeq names its product probable beta-hexosaminidase fdl. Gene Ontology annotation, cellular component: membrane. The record is from RefSeq and is a predicted model, not a curated record. Gene Ontology annotation, molecular function: beta-N-acetylhexosaminidase activity. Lineage: Eukaryota; Metazoa; Arthropoda; Insecta; Diptera; Drosophilidae. Bases 618 to 2582 code for a protein of 654 amino acids. The transcript has 6 exons. Gene Ontology annotation, biological process: glycosaminoglycan metabolic process; carbohydrate metabolic process; ganglioside catabolic process.